This is a messenger RNA of Dacryopinax primogenitus, 408 nucleotides long. RefSeq names its product glycoside hydrolase. Lineage: Eukaryota; Fungi; Basidiomycota; Dacrymycetes; Dacrymycetales; Dacrymycetaceae. Bases 1 to 408 code for a protein of 135 amino acids. The transcript has 4 exons. The record is from RefSeq and is a predicted model, not a curated record.
AUGCAGGAGUAUUUCGUUAUAAGAGGUACUCCGACCAAAGCAUCCAACCCUGAAUCAGUCGGGUACGACGUCUACGACCUGUACGACCUGGGCGAGUGCGAGUUUGACCAGCAAAAGUCGACCCGUACGCACUGGGGCGUGAAAGAAGAGCUCAUCUCGCUCAUCGCGGACGCGCAGGAGAAGAACCUCGUUUGCUACGUCGAUUCGGUCUUGAACCACCGGGAUAGGACGGAGGAGUUUGGAGUGUUGGGGGUGGAUCAGAAAGAUAGGAGGAAGGGGAUUAGCGGGCUGUAUGACAUUGAGGGAUGGACUGGAUUUGACUUUCCUGGUCGGCAUGAUCAAUACUCCGAGAUGCAUUUCAAUUUCAAUCACUUCACCAGGGUAGACUAUGAUCAAGGGUAUAUUUAA